CAGACUUUAGAAAUGGCGGUCGAAACCGAAGAGCAGUGGAAACGGGAGCUUCCAAAACAUGAUAUUUUCUCUAAAUUACAGGAACAGCGUAGUUUACAACAUAAUGGGUCAUCUAAAAGAUUGGUUAGAAAUCUUACAUUCUGUGUAGAUAGAGAUUUCUUUAUAUGGGAUGACACCGAUUGUGUAUUUUAUGCUACAAACCUCGGGGAAUUGAACGCCGGAGAUGGACUCAAUAGUUCAAAACAUCAGACUCUCCUUUGCAUCAAUCCACCGCUGUUUGAAGUGAGCCAGGUGCUGUUGAGUCCAACACAGUCCCAUGUCGCCCUAUUGGGACAGCGGGGCAUCACGGUGCUUGAGCUACCCCAGCGCUGGGGGAAACGCUCAGAGUUUGAGGGUGGACGAAUCCAGAUUAACUGCAAGACGGUCCCUGUGGCAGAGCGCCUGUUCACCAGUUCUGUCUCAGUCACGCUGCGGCAGGCUGUCUGGUAUCCCAGCGAGGCAGAGGAGCCCCAUCUGGUGCUGCUGACCUCGGACAACACCAUUAGGUUCUACAGCCUGAAGGAACCUCAAACUGCUGCCAAGAUUCUGUCUGUGGUCCAGGCAGAAGAUGACAGUCAAGCACCAUCACGAGGCCGUUCUUUUGCUGCAUCUCUGGGUGAGAUUGCGGUGGCGUUUGACUUCGGGCCCCUGGCGGACGCGUCUCGUCUCCUCACCAGCCAGCGUCUGAAGGACCAGCUCAUCAUCUAUCCGCUCUUCAUCCUCUACGAGACCGGGGAGACCUUCCUCAGCUACAUCUCCUUAACCCACAGUGUCGGCUGCCUGGGUAAGAUCCUGGGUCCUCUGCCCAUGAUCCCCGCUGCGGAGGACAACUACGGCUACGACGCUUGCUCGCUGCUCUGCCUGCCCUGCACGCCCAGCAUCCUCGUCAUCGCCACAGAAACCGGAACCCUCUACCACUGCAUCGUGCUGGAGAGUGAGGAGGAGGAAGAUGGCGGUCUGGCGGAGAGGUGGUCGCGGGGCUCUGAGACGGUGCCCUCCCUCUACGUGUUCGAGUGUGUGGAGCUGGAGCUCACCCUGAAGCUGGCACCCAAUGAGGAGGAGGAAGUCGUGGAGUCAGACUUCACCUGUCCAAUCAGACUGCACCGAGACCCCUUGUGCCAGUACAGAUACCACUGCACACAUGAGGCGGGGGUGCACAGUGUGGGCCUCACCUGGUUCAGCAAACUACGCAAGUUCCUACAGUCAGAUGAGGAGGACAAGGACAGCCUUCAGGAGUUUGCAGCAGAGCAGCGGUGCGUAGUGGAACACAUCCUCUGCACCAAGCCUCUCAACAACAGUCUGCCGGCCCCUGUGCAGGGCUUCUGGAUCGUGUCGGACCUGUCUCUGGAGGCCUGCAUGGUCUGCAUCACCAGCUCCUACGAGUGUCUACUGCUCCCCCUGCUGAGUGCCAUUCGGCCCGCUUCCCCUGCUCUGCUCUGCUCCGUCUCGGAGGCGGGGCCAGUGGGCUCUGCUCUGCGCGGAUUGGCUGAGGACUCCCUGGAGCAGCACAUUCGGACCAUAUUGGCGCGCAGCUCAGCCAAUCCUCUCACGCUGAGGACGGGUGCGAAGGGUGACUCGGCUCUGACCCCCGAGUGUCUUCAGCUGCUGAGUAGGGCCACUCAGGUGUUCCGUGAGGAGUACAUCCUAAAACAGGACCUGGCCCGCGAGGAGAUGCAGAGGAGGGUGAAACUCCUGGCUGCGCAGAAGAAUAAGCAGCUAGAAGACAUGUCCCUGUGUAGGGAGGAAAGGAAAAGUCUGUGUGAGACUGCAGAACGACUGGCGGAUAAAUAUGAAGAUGCCAAAUACAGACAAGAUGCCAUCAUGAAAAGAGUGAAGCGCAUCAUGAGUUGCCAGCGCAGUCAGCUGCCGGUGAUGUCCAACAGCGAGAAGGACAUGAGGAAGGAGAUGCAGACCAUCAACGACCAGCUGCAUCACCUCACCAACGCCAUCAAACAGGUGAACAUGAAGAUGGAUUACCAGAAGAAGCAGAUCAGCAAGGCGGCCUCUCCCGCCAGACCCAGCAUCGCCCUCAACGUACAGCAGAGGAAGUACGUCCAGGGGGUCCUCAAGGAACAAGGCGGACAGAUUGCAGAUAUGAUGAAACAAAUUAAGGAACUGAAGAACCAUGUACAUUUUUGAGUCUCUGAAUGGGAAGUGUUUUGUUAUUGACCGUUUUGUUAUUGAGCGUGUGGCCUCUCACCAAGCCACCAGCAUAAUUUAAUGGCAUGUAUUAUGAACUCUCACAGCCGGACGAAGGACUUUGACCUUGAAUUUGAAACAAUUGGAAGAUGUACAACAGCAGCCUAAUCAUGAUACACAUUUGUUACCCCCCCCCCUCCUCCUGUGAUGCUGAGUUUGUACAGUUUUAUGUAUUGUAUAGCUUCAUAUAUUCUGAAAUGUCUUUUUACAUGUCUGCCAUUUCUUAUCAUAGAAUAAAAUAAAAUAAACCUCUUUG
Molecule: messenger RNA, 2494 nt
Organism: Engraulis encrasicolus (European anchovy)
Lineage: Eukaryota; Metazoa; Chordata; Actinopteri; Clupeiformes; Engraulidae
Product: nucleoporin 88-like
Exons: 17
Coding region: 13-2178 (721 amino acids)
Biological process (GO): ribosomal large subunit export from nucleus; mRNA export from nucleus; protein import into nucleus
Cellular component (GO): nuclear pore
Molecular function (GO): structural constituent of nuclear pore
Source: RefSeq, a predicted model, not a curated record